AUGUCGUUAAACAACUUCCAAGAAUACAAGAAUAAAGAAUCUGGUGCUCUAGAUACCAACCCACAGAACCGCCCCAAGUAUGUUCAGAAAGUUCAAUCGAUACCACAAGCAGAAAUAUGGCGAAACAUUGUUCUUGGUGAAAUUUCAUCGAAAUUGACACAAAUCAACGACACCCAAACAAGUGAAAGUCGAGUGAGAGAGUUGAACGAUGCGUUAAACCAGUUAUUUAAGGAGAAGAGGAGUUGGGAACAUCAGAUCAAGAACCUUGGAGGAAAUGAUUACAUUCACAAUACCAAAGAUAUGACGCAUUCAGCCGUUAACAUUGCUGGAUGGAGAUACUUUGGUCGAGCAAAGGAGUUACCCGAUGUAAAGAAGAUGAUUGAAGAGAAGAAAGGACAGGAUAGGAGGAACGAGUCAAAGAAGGAUCUUGAGAAGAGAUUAGAUGAUCAUUACUAUGGGAAAGUAAAGGACAGCAAGCAACUUCUAGAGUUUGAAGCUAGGCGAAGUGAAGAGCUAAAGAGAAAAUACAAUGGCACUGGUGAAAAAUAG
Molecule: messenger RNA, 549 nt
Organism: Lodderomyces theae
Lineage: Eukaryota; Fungi; Ascomycota; Pichiomycetes; Serinales; Debaryomycetaceae
Gene: ISY1
Product: Isy1p
Exons: 1
Coding region: 1-549 (182 amino acids)
Biological process (GO): generation of catalytic spliceosome for second transesterification step; mRNA 3'-splice site recognition
Cellular component (GO): post-spliceosomal complex; Prp19 complex; catalytic step 2 spliceosome
Source: RefSeq, a predicted model, not a curated record